Messenger RNA from Tripterygium wilfordii, 3424 nucleotides. RefSeq names its product probable UDP-N-acetylglucosamine--peptide N-acetylglucosaminyltransferase SEC. Bases 207 to 3134 code for a protein of 975 amino acids. Gene Ontology annotation, biological process: protein O-linked glycosylation. The record is from RefSeq and is a predicted model, not a curated record. Gene Ontology annotation, molecular function: protein binding; protein N-acetylglucosaminyltransferase activity. NCBI's taxonomy places the organism in Eukaryota, Viridiplantae, Streptophyta, Magnoliopsida, Celastrales, Celastraceae. The transcript has 27 exons.
GAAUAAUAGCAUCUGCGUAUUUUCAGCGACAAAAGCAAGCAACAUCGAAGAAGCAAGCUCGGGCGAAGGAAUCCUGAACUGGCUUAGGGUUUUUGCGAUCGAGUGUCCUUCUUCGCCUGAAGCGCGUUCUCUGUGAUUGUUGAAUUUUUGAUGAUCGGAGUUGAGGUGUCGAUUUGUUGAUCGGAGGGGAAAGAGAGAGAGAGAUCAUGAUGAUUUCGUUGCAGAACGGGGCAGGGGCUUCUCAGGCGCCGUUUUCCGCGGAUCGAAAUGAGGCUGCCUUCACCGUGAAGGAUGAGCCGACUUCGUCCUUGAGUCUCAUCAGCUUCAAGGGCCCUGACUCACGCCGUGAAGUUGAUGAAGAUACGCACAUGCUUGUUGCUCAUCAGAUGUACAAGGCUGGCAACUAUAAGCAGGCACUUGAGCACAGCAAUGCUGUUUAUGAAAUACGUCCUCUCCGCACUGAUAAUCUUCUUCUUUUGGGUGCUAUCUACUAUCAGUUGCAUGAUUAUGAUAUGUGCAUUGCCAAAAAUGAAGAAGCUCUUCGACUUGAGCCGCGUUUUGCUGAGUGUUAUGGAAAUAUGGCGAAUGCUUGGAAGGAAAAAGGAGAUAUUGAUCUUGCUAUUCGCUACUAUCUUGUUUCCAUUGAGCUCCGACCAAACUUUGCUGAUGCAUGGUCAAAUCUCGCCAGUGCGUAUAUGCGAAAAGGAAGACUGAAUGAGGCUGCACAAUGCUGUAAUCAGGCACUUGCAUUGAAUCCUCGUCUGGUUGAUGCACACAGUAAUCUUGGAAAUCUAAUGAAGGCUCAAGGAUUGGUGCAGGAAGCAUACAGUUGCUACCUUGAGGCUCUACAUAUACAACCUACUUUUGCCAUUGCCUGGUCAAAUCUGGCGGGUCUUUUUAUGGAGUCAGGGGAUCUCAACAGAGCCCUUCAAUAUUAUAAGGAAGCUGUGAAGCUUAGACCUAUAUUUCCUGAUGCGUACCUUAACCUUGGAAACAUUUACAAGGCUCUGGGAAGGCCGCAAGAGGCAAUCAUGUGUUAUCAACGUGCUGUUCAGAUGCGACCGAGUUCUGCAAUGGCUUUUGGUAAUUUGGCUAGCAUAUAUUAUGAGGGAGGACAACUGGAUCUAGCAAUUCUUCAUUAUAAGCAAGCGAUUGCUUGUGAUUCUAGAUUCUUGGAAGCUUACAAUAAUCUGGGCAAUGCAUUGAAAGACGUAGCUAAAAUCGAUGAAGCCAUUCAAUGCUACAAUCAAUGCCUGGCAUUGCAACCCAACCACCCACAAGCACUAACCAAUCUUGGCAACAUAUACAUGGAAUGGAAUAUGGUGGCUACUGCUGCUUCAUACUAUAAGGCUACUUUGGCCGUGACAACAGGAUUAUCUGCCCCUUUCAACAAUCUUGCUGUGAUAUACAAACAACAGGGAAACUAUGCAGAUGCUAUAUCUUGCUACAACGAGGUUCUCCGCAUUGAUCCCUUGGCAGCCGAUGGAAUGGUCAAUAGGGGCAAUACUUAUAAGGAAAUAGGUAGAGUGAGUGAAGCUAUUCAGGAUUACAUCCGCGCAAUAAAUGUCAGGCCCUCAAUGGCUGAAGCCCAUGCAAAUUUGGCUUCAGCUUAUAAAGAUAGUGGACUUGUGGAGGCCGCUAUAAAAAGCUAUACGCAGGCAUUGCACCUCCGCCCAGAUUUUCCAGAAGCAACUUGCAACCUUCUUCACACCUUGCAGUGUGUCUGCAGUUGGGAGGACCGUGAUAAUAUGUUUUCUGAAGUUGAAGGGAUUAUCAGGAGACAGAUUAAUAUGUCAGUUCUUCCAAGUGUCCAACCAUUCCAUGCAAUAGCAUAUCCGAUUGAUCCUUUGCUUGCACUUGAGAUUAGUCGUAAAUAUGCCGCCCAUUGCUCCAUAAUCGCAUCCCGGUUUGCUCUUCCUCCCUUCAACCAUCCUGCUUCAGUUCCUGUUAAGCAAGAAGGCGGAAGUGAGAGACUAAGGAUUGGGUAUGUGAGCAGUGACUUCGGUAAUCACCCCUUGUCGCACCUCAUGGGAUCUAUAUUUGGGAUGCACAAUAGAGAAAACGUUGAGGUGUUUUGCUAUGCCUUGAGCCCAAAUGAUGGUACGGAAUGGAGACAACGUAUUCAGUCUGAAGCUGAGCAUUUUAUAGAUGUCUCUGCUAUGUCAUCUGAUAUGAUUGCUAAACUUAUUAAUGAAGAUAAGAUACAGAUCCUUGUCAACCUUAAUGGUUAUACCAAGGGAGCAAGAAAUGAAAUAUUUGCUAUGCAGCCUGCACCUAUUCAAGUUUCCUACAUGGGAUUUCCAGGGACAACUGGGGCAACUUACAUUGAUUACUUGGUCACUGAUGAGUUUGUUUCGCCAAUUCGUUUGGCACGUAUUUAUUCUGAAAAGCUUGUCCAUGUCCCUCAUUGUUAUUUUGUGAAUGAUUAUAAGCAGAAAAAUUUGGAUGUCUUGGACCCAACUUGCCAGCAAAAGCGAUCUGAUUAUGGACUCCCUGAAGAUAAAUUUAUAUUUGCAUGCUUUAAUCAGCUGUAUAAAAUGGACCCUGAAAUUUUUAAUGCCUGGUGCAAUAUUCUUAAACGUGUACCAAACAGUGCACUUUGGCUUCUUAGAUUCCCGGCUGCAGGGGAAAUGAGAGUCCGCGCAUAUGCUGCUGCACAGGGUGUGCAGCCAGAUCAGAUCAUUUUCACAGAUGUUGCAAUGAAACGCGAGCAUAUCAAACGUAGUGCUUUAGCUGAUUUAUUCCUGGACACGCCUUUAUGCAAUGCUCAUACUACGGGUACUGAUGUUUUAUGGGCCGGUUUACCAAUUGUGACACUGCCCCUUGAGAAAAUGGCUACGAGGGUUGCCGGAUCCCUUUGUCUUGCCACUGGAUUGGGAGAGGAGAUGAUUGUUAGCAGCAUAAAGGAGUAUGAAGAGAAGGCAGUGUCUUUGGCAUUGAACCGGCCAAAGCUUCAGGCUCUUACCAAUAAAGUCAAGGCAGCUCGCAUGACUUGCCCCCUAUUUGACACGGCACGCUGGGUGAGGAAUCUUGAAAGGGCAUAUUUCAAAAUGUGGAAUCUUCAUUGCUCAGAAGAGAAGCCCCAGCACUUCAAAGUUACUGAGGAUAAUAUGGACUUCCCCUAUGAUAGAUAGAUAUGAAGCGAGGGGGAAGAGUCGGGAUUUGUACAUAGAAGGCAAAGAGAUGAAUUUUAGGAACAAAUUCUAUACUUACUCAAAUGAUGCAAAUUUGAUGUGCUUGUCAUGUCAUUGCAGAUGAUGAUUUGAAUCUCAUUUAUGUUUAGGACAACUGGGUAAAAUCAUGUUUGGAUCCAGUUUAUGGAGAAUGUAAUGAAGUGUUGAAUUUGGUGGUGCAGCUUGGCUUUCUAUGUAUUGAAAUGAUUUGUGUUCCCUUCAAGUAAUUCAAUGUUCCUCUCUCUCACUCA